AUGAUGAAGAAGCAAUUGCGCACCGCUGGACAGCGCGUGCGCCAGGCCGAUGAAUAUUUGCAAGUCAUAUUGGACAAGAGCCGCGAUUUCUGCAAGGUGAGCGGCUUUGAGUUUGCGACCGAGUAUGAAGGUGUUGCUGGUGUCAACAUAAAGGACGAAGAGAAUGAUAUGCUGAUUGCUGAGGGAAAGCAAAAGGAGACAAGGUAG
This is a messenger RNA of Sparassis crispa, 207 nucleotides long. RefSeq lists its product as hypothetical. The record is from RefSeq and is a predicted model, not a curated record. The transcript has a single exon. Lineage: Eukaryota; Fungi; Basidiomycota; Agaricomycetes; Polyporales; Sparassidaceae. Bases 1 to 207 code for a protein of 68 amino acids.